UCCCGCUCCGCCGCCGCGGGCUGCUGCGGGACCCCGGAGCCGCGCGCCAAGGACGCGUUGCGGCCGCCGGCCAGCCGGCCGGGCUCCAGGUCCCAGCUCGGUGAUUCCCGAGCCCCGCGCGCCCUGGCCACCCCGUCCCGGGGCUUUCCUGCGGUGCCGAGAAAAGGGAAUCGGGCAGCCGCCCAGCCUCGCCUGCCCCCGGCGCUCAGCCCCGACGGGGCCGCGGGCGGCGCGGCGCGAGCGCCCACGGAGCCAUGAGAGAGUACAAAGUGGUGGUGCUGGGCUCGGGCGGCGUGGGCAAGUCGGCGCUCACCGUGCAGUUCGUGACGGGCUCCUUCAUCGAGAAGUACGACCCCACCAUCGAGGACUUUUACCGCAAGGAGAUCGAGGUGGACUCCUCGCCGUCGGUGCUGGAGAUCCUGGACACGGCGGGCACGGAGCAGUUCGCGUCCAUGCGGGACCUGUACAUCAAGAACGGCCAGGGCUUCAUCCUCGUCUACAGCCUGGUCAACCAGCAGAGCUUCCAGGACAUCAAGCCCAUGCGGGACCAGAUCAUCCGCGUGAAGCGGUACGAGCGCGUGCCCAUGAUCCUGGUGGGCAACAAGGUGGACCUGGAGGGCGAGCGCGAGGUCUCGUACGGCGAGGGCAAGGCCCUGGCCGAGGAGUGGAGCUGCCCCUUCAUGGAGACGUCGGCCAAAAACAAAGCCUCGGUCGACGAGCUCUUCGCCGAGAUCGUGCGGCAGAUGAACUACGCGGCGCAGCCCAACGGCGACGAGGGCUGCUGCUCGGCCUGCGUGAUCCUCUGAGGCGCCCGCGCGCCGCGCCGCACAAAAGCCGCCCGCGCCGGGUGAUUGCUCGGCUCGGCUUGGAGGCUGGAGACGACUUUGCGUUGGGCCCGGGGCCCGGCCGGCUGGCCUCCGAGGCCGGCCUUUGCCGCCGCCGCCUCCCCGGGUUCGAGAGGUGCCCGGUUCUGAGCAAACGAGACCCUGGUGGAAAUGGAGCUCUUUGCAGCAUGUACGUUUCUCAUUGAUUUUUGUUUGACGCCGAUCUCCCCCGUUUCAAUCGCCCUUGGGGCGCAGUGUAUUGGCAGCUUGACACCCGGCAAGCAAAAGUUUCAGCCCGGAAGAAAAAUGGGGGUGGGGCAGAGGAAGGGGAGACAGGGGGACAGCUCGCUCCCUCUCUCUCUCCCUUUUUUUCUUUUCCUGUUAACCACCGUCUUCUUAAUUCCAACUUUUAAAGACGUGGAAGGAAGUCCGGGAGAACCCUAUGAAGGAGCAGGAGGAGAGGAAGAAACUGGUUGUUUUUCCCUGUUUUCCAAGGAAGAGCUGGAAAUGAAGACCGGGUUCCUUUUCUGCCAGCUUGGAAGGGCCGCCCUGUGACUGAUUGUGAUUCUGAGGAUGUCUAUGCAAAGUUGGAUUCUUGUUAUAGUGUAUCCAAUCUGAAGUGUUGCACAUCUGAACUGGGACUGUUAACACGGAUGCCAAUACAGUGUGGGGUGCCAGAAAGUGUCUGCUGAUAUUUGUGGGGGGGAAAAAUCUAUUUUGUUUACCUACUGUAUCAAAGGGGAAUCUGGGGGAGAAUGGUAGUAUUUUUUUUUUAUCAGCUGUGAAAAAUGUUACAGAUCUGCACAUUUGGUGUACUAAUGUGUGUGUGUGUGCGUGUGCGUGCGUGCGCGCUUUUAUGUUUUUGAGUUUUUGUUUUGUGUUUUCGGUCCGCAGUAACGGAUUUUGAUGACUAGAUCUUUGAAACGCAGUACAAAGACUUCCUAAAUGUGAUUCAGGGCCCCCAGCACCCCUGUGUCUGCAGAGUGCCUUCAAAACUCAGCUGUUCCAGCCGGUGCCAACCUGUGAACUUCCCAGUAUCUGCUAUUCUCCAAACCACUUCCCAGUUUCCUUUCAGUGAUCUUCCUGAGCAAGCCAGGACAAUAGGGCCUGUUGUUUGUGACUUUCUUUAUUUCCAGCCUUUAAAAUGUAAUUUUCAUGCCUUGCAAACAUUUUUUGUGAGUGUGCUUCAUUUUGUUCCAAUGUUCAGGUAUGAGCGCCCUGUUUUGUAUUAUUUUAUAUUUUGUUAUUUUGUUUUUGUUCUUUUUUGAUUUUUCGGUUCCAAAGUGUUCCUCCAGAAGCAAAGAGCAAAGUUUACCGUUGUCAUGUACCAAGAGGAUUUUAACUAAUUGUAAUCUUUAAUUCCAGACGUGCGUUUAUUGUUGUCUCUUCAUUUUAAGACUUUUAAUACAAAUGUCAUUUUUAAGAAACAAACCCAGAACUAUUGUUUGUGUUUCUGUGUUUUCGUAUUCAGUGACUUAAUAUAUAUAGUACCGGGGCUGAAGUAGACAGGGGCAGGUAUAUGUAUUUAUAUGUCUAUCCUCAAGAGGUGCCAGAUUGUGAGACAAAAGUAGUCAACUAGCGAGUUGGGUGACAACGGACUGGACUCCUAAAAUGUGGAGAAAAUCCUAAAGCCUUGUGGGAGGGCCUUAGCAAACGACAAGAGGAAUAGGUAGCGUGAUCUUUGCUGAUGUGGAAGAGCUUGUCUCACUGAAGGUAGUAGAAAGAGCUACUGCCAUGUAAUGGCUGAUGUCCAGAAUAUUGACCAGUUACCUGACUGGGAACUCAAUAACUUAUUUUUCUUAAUUUUUAAAAUUAUGUCAUGCAACAGACAAAAACACGAUGGGGAAGAUAGUUUCCAAUUUACAAAUGAGGUCCUAUCUUGUGCAGUACAUGUGUAUGAGUUGUAGGCUGUCUCAAUGGAAAGAGAUUCCUAUGUUUAAAAAACACACAGAAAAAACCAGUAGACUUCAGAUCAUUAUCUUGCUAUUAACUAAAUUCUGUGCAUUUUUUAGCAUAUUUGACCUCUUAAGUUUUUUUCCUUCUGACAGUAGGAGGCAGUGCUAGCUUUUUUAAUUUUUCUUAAAGAGGGCUUUAAUCCGUAAUAACCACCUCUGUAGAAGUGUCUGAAUAUUUUAUAUAUGUGUGUACAAGGAUGCUUCAAAAAGUUUGUGGAAAAUGUAGUUCAAAGAUAAUGGAAUUUUCCCACUAACUUUCUUGAAGAACCCUGGUAUCUGAGAAGCACUUAUACCUUUUUUUUUUAAUCUAUAAAGUGGAGCUUUAUGUCUUUUGAAGGGUCUUCUGACAAAAGGACGUAUUCCAUCGUGAUAAAACCCAAAGAAAAGAAAUUACAGGUCACUGCUUUCCUUUAAGCUGUAUGAUCAUACCUUGCCUUAAAGCAUUACGUUCGUUGCUGGGUGUUUUGAACAUAAGGAGGAAUUUAGAAUUUUGCCUGAGAGUGUUCUACUUGACCCAUUCUUGCGCUGACUUAGUGUCAUAUCAAAUGCGGUUGGAAAGCAGUAUUAUACAGACUUCUAAAUGUGGAAAUGGCUCAAAUGUAUCCUUUGUGGAGUUCAUUCUUGUAUUUAAGUAAAUGUAGUUGCUUAAGUAAAUCUGAAGUUUUGAAAUUUCUGCAAUCUUGGACCAAGUACUCUUUGAAGGACUUUUUUAAAAAGGCAUUUGGUGGCUUUCUUCAGUCUUUUGGGAAGCCUUUUGGCAUAAAAUGCUGCCAAGUAGCUAAUUUAAGAAAUGUAUAUACUCUCGAUGGAAUGUUUGCAAAUGGAAAAUUGGAAAUGAAAUAGGUUGCUGGAUGCAUUAAUCACUUUCACACAGAAUUUAGUUGCUUGCAUGACUAAAUUCUGUAUAGAUUGGGUUAGCAGAGCAGAAGAUUUUAAUAUGCUUUUACUGAGUACUGUGAAAUAAAUUCUUUCUGGAUUCUCAA
This is a messenger RNA of Echinops telfairi (small Madagascar hedgehog), 3762 nucleotides long. RefSeq names its product RAP2B, member of RAS oncogene family (gene RAP2B). The record is from RefSeq and is a predicted model, not a curated record. Gene Ontology annotation, biological process: Rap protein signal transduction; negative regulation of cell migration. Bases 255 to 806 code for a protein of 183 amino acids. Gene Ontology annotation, molecular function: GTP binding; GDP binding; GTPase activity. Gene Ontology annotation, cellular component: plasma membrane. Lineage: Eukaryota; Metazoa; Chordata; Mammalia; Afrosoricida; Tenrecidae. The transcript has a single exon.